Molecule: messenger RNA, 366 nt
Organism: Schizosaccharomyces octosporus yFS286
Lineage: Eukaryota; Fungi; Ascomycota; Schizosaccharomycetes; Schizosaccharomycetales; Schizosaccharomycetaceae
Exons: 1
Coding region: 1-366 (121 amino acids)
Source: RefSeq, a predicted model, not a curated record
AUGGAGGAUUUUGAGUUAAUUCGAAAACAAGAAGCAGAUCCGUAUUAUUUUCAUCCUUGUCUUAAAUUUGAAGAGCACAUCGUCGAUGGAUUUCUCUCAAUUUGCAAGGCCCCUCCCCCUUUCUCCUUCGUUGCUUCUCAGGCUCGUAACAAGCGAUCUGUAGGUGCAGUCAGUAUUGAUCACUUCCCUCCUCUAAUAAAUGAACGAAUUUUUGAAAAUAAGAAGAAAACUGGGUUCUUUGAUUCCCAAGCAUACUCCUCUACCGAUCCUCAAGAAUUACCCUUGACGUUUGAAAGAGACACUUCGAAAGCUAGACAUAAAAGGACUCGACAGUUGCUUCUCAAGGACAAACGAGAAAGGUAUUGA